AGACGCAUUCUAUUGAAGACACAAACGCAAAGUUCUCCUUGUCUUUGUAUGAAACAUUUUCCUCCUCAGAAACGCAUUCUUCUGCACCCAAAAAAAAAAAAAAAAAAAACUUCUGACAAAAAUGAAGAGCCAAUAUAGCUGUAAAUGGCUAUUUCUCCUCCUGAUCCUCACCACCUUCGGUGAUUCCUAUGCAAAAGAAGCAAAACCCAUCUCAGAUAUCCUCACUUUUAGCCACUUUCUCAACAAAACUAAUGAAUGGAUCAUUCUCAACACAAGACCGCCUAUUGAAGCCAAACUAGAAUUGUCAACCCCUAUUGUUCUUGCAGGCUUUCUCUGCUUCAUUGCAGCCUCUAUAUCGAGCGCCGGAGGGGUCGGGGGCGGCGGGCUUUUCAUACCAAUAAUGACCAUAACAGCAGGCGUGGACCUCAAAACAGCCUCAAGCUUCUCGGCCUUCAUGGUCACGGGGGCUUCGAUCGCGAAUGUCGUGUGCAACUUGGCCUCGGCGAUUCCCAGAUUUGCUGGUAAAUCACUUAUUGACUUCGACAUAGCGUUGCUUUCGCAGCCUUCUAUGUUGCUCGGGGUCAGUGUUGGAGUCAUUUGCAACGUUAUGUUCCCGGAGUGGCUUGUGACUAUACUAUUUGCUGUUUUUCUGGCUUGGUCUACCUCAAAGACGUGGAGAAACGGGGUCAUGUGUUGGAAGCUGGAAACAGAAGUGAAGAGGCUCAGAAAAGGGUGUGGAGAAUUGGAGAAUGGAUUGAGUGAAGAUGUCAAAUUAAGUAGUAUUAAAGAACCCCUCUUGGGUAGUGAUCAUCAAUUACGGAAGUGUCAAUAUAGACUUCCAUGGAUGAAACUUGGGGUAGUGGUUCUAAUUUGGUGCUCCUUUUGCUUUGUGUACCUUCUUCGCGGCAAUCGUUAUGGAGAGGGAAUUACACCAAUAGAGCCUUGUGGAGUGGGUUAUUGGUUACUAUCUUCCUUCCAAAUUCCGCUUGCCAUAGUUUACACUGCCUGGAUUUUAUGCAGAAAAGACAGCUCUCAAAAUCAAAACUUGAAUCAGAAGAACGUCAUGGAAAACCUGACUCAAGUUGGACAGUCAAAGAAACUCAUAUUCCCACUAAUGGCGUUACUAGCAGGGAUGCUGGGCGGUGUCUUUGGGAUUGGAGGUGGAAUGCUCAUAAGCCCCCUUCUUCUACAAGUUGGAGUAGCACCUGAGGUAACAGCAGCAACUUGUUCAUUCAUGGUUUUCUUCUCGUCGACAAUGUCGGCGUUUCAGUAUUUGUUUUUGGGCAUGGAACACACAGACGUUGCGCUCAUCUUCGCCGCCGUUUGUUUUGUUGCGUCACUCCUCGGAUUGGUAGUGGUUCAGAAAGCUAUUCAAGAAUAUGGAAGAGCAUCUCUUAUUGUAUUCUCAGUUGGUAUUGUAAUGGCUCUCAGUACUGUUCUGAUGACUACCUUUGGGGCUCUUGAUGUCUGGAGAGAUUAUAUCUCCGGUGAGUACAUGGGGUUCAAACGGCCCUGUUAGAAACAGUUUUUGCAGUUAGGCUCUUUAUGUCGAGUCUAUAGCUCGUGUUAAUGACGGUGAGAGGAUAAAUAUGAA
Molecule: messenger RNA, 1594 nt
Organism: Morus notabilis
Lineage: Eukaryota; Viridiplantae; Streptophyta; Magnoliopsida; Rosales; Moraceae
Product: sulfite exporter TauE/SafE family protein 2
Exons: 4
Coding region: 122-1519 (465 amino acids)
Biological process (GO): protein ubiquitination
Cellular component (GO): membrane; Cul4A-RING E3 ubiquitin ligase complex
Source: RefSeq, a predicted model, not a curated record